This is a messenger RNA of Lolium perenne, 1528 nucleotides long. Its product is annotated as probable protein S-acyltransferase 16. The record is from RefSeq and is a predicted model, not a curated record. NCBI's taxonomy places the organism in Eukaryota, Viridiplantae, Streptophyta, Magnoliopsida, Poales, Poaceae. Gene Ontology annotation, molecular function: palmitoyltransferase activity.
CCAUUAAUUUGCCACUUUCUGCACCACGUCCGUCACGCCAAUACUACCAAACUGGCCGCGGUAGCAGAUCCACGCUGCCAACGCUCUGCUCGCCAUCGCCGCCGCACCUCUGAUCGCCGCCGCCGCUUCUUUCCCGCGGAAUAAUCAACGAACCUCCCUCCCUCCCUUAAACGGGCCGGCCCGACCCGCACGCCACGCGGGACUCCGCCUACCUCCCUCCGUCCGUCCGCUCCCCCCUUCUUCCUUCCUCCCCAGGAUGCGCGGCACCUCCCCCCGCCUCCUCCGGCCGGAACCCUAGGCAGGCGCAGGCGCGCGCGCGCAGCAGGCGGCUCCCCGCGCGCGCCGAUGGGGCGGCCGGGGUACCUCACGCUGCCCAUCUUCUCCGUGCUCGCGGCGAUCGGCUACGUCUACUACACCACCGUCUUCCUCGCCGUCGCCGGCUGGCUCGGCCUCGCCACGGCAGCAGGGGUCGCCAACGCCGCCGCCUUCACGGCCCUCGCUGCCGCCUGCCUCGCCACCUACGCCGCCGCCGCCUCCCGGGACCCCGGCAGGGUGCCGCCCGCCUACCUCCCCGACGUCGAGGACGCCGAGAUCCCCGUCCACGAGGUCAAGCGCAAGGGUGGUGAUUUGAGAUAUUGCCAAAAAUGUGGCCAUUAUAAGCCUCCGCGUGCACACCAUUGCCGUGUGUGCAAGAGAUGUGUUCUAAAAAUGGACCAUCAUUGUAUUUGGAUUAAUAACUGUGUUGGCCAUGAGAACUACAAGAUAUUCUUGGUCUUUGUAUUGUAUGCUGUAAUUGCAUGCUUCUAUUCUAUGAUUCUGAUUGCGGGGAGUCUCCUGUACAGUGCUCCGAAAGCUGAACAGUUAGGCAGUGAUUCUUCUAAAACAUCGAUUAUCAUUUGUGGGGUCAUUCUUUGCCCAUUAAGUUUGGCUCUGACAGUGCUCUUGGGCUGGCAUAUCUACCUUAUAUUACAGAACAAAACUACAAUAGAGUACCAUGAAGGAGUUAGAGCAAUGUGGUUGGCAGAAAAGGGUGGAGACCUUUAUCAUCAUCCAUAUGACCUUGGUGUCUAUGAGAAUCUCAUUUCAGUGCUGGGACGUAGCAUAUUCUGCUGGCUUUGCCCAGUAUCAACUAAUACAGGCAAUGGUCUUCGGUUCCGUGCAUCAUAUGAUGUUCCAUUAUCUACACCACCGUGCGAUUUACAGAAGAUAGCAUUACAUUCACAUUAGCAGGUCAGCUGAUACUUAAAACCCCUAAGUGUAAUAUACGGGAGAAGGUACCUGCUGCUCCAGGAGUAUUUCCUCACUCCAGGGAUCUAUUGUGGUGUUUGGACAUGGAUAUAUUGACCUAGUCGUUCUUUUGUUCUUCGUACUAUGAGAAAGAUCGCCGUUGCCUACUUGCCUUGACCCUAAUCUGGAUUGGGUUGUGCUUGUAUGCAAAGAGUUCAAAACAAAGCAAUUCUGUUGUAAAGUACUGUACAUACUGUGUUCAAAAGCCAUAUACCGCAUGAAAAGGACAGAAAUUUUCUGA